AUGCGUAUACAUGUACUCGCUCUUCUCAAUCUGCUAGCCCCUGCGGUAUUGGGCUAUGUGGUUAACGAGGGCACAACUUGCGAAAUCUACCCGGAAGCCCUAACACAUAAUGGCAAGGCAGUCGAUGAUGCACCAUCUAUUCACCAAGCUUUCGACCUCUGCGGAAUCAAUGGUACUGUGAUCUUCACCAACAACACAUUCAACGUCAAUUCGGUGCUCAAUACUACCAACCUGAUCAACUGUGACGUCUCUCUUAGGGGAGAGUUGCGCUUCUCCACAAAUAUUCCUUACUGGAAAUCACAUGUCUUUUCAGUCAUAUACCAAAAUCAAUCGACAGCCUGGUUAUUUGGUGGUACCAAUGUCACCCUGCGUGGUGAAGGAGGUUGGAUCAACGGCAAUGGCCAGACGUGGUACACCGAAAACAAAAACGAAGCCAAUCAGCCCGGUCGACCUAUCAGUAUCACAUUCUUCAAUUCCACAAAUCUGUUAGCGGAUGGACUCACUAUCCUCCAACCACAAUUCUGGGCAACCUUUGUCUGGCAAAGUACCAAUGUCUCCCUGACCAACUUCUUCGUCAACGCUACAAGUGACGACCAAUGGGACACGACAAAUACAGAUGGUUAUGAUUCGUGGCGAAGUAGCAAUCUCCUAAUUGAAAAUGCUACUAUCACUAAUGGUGAUGACUGCAUCGCUGCAAAGGGUAAUACGACGAAUCUGUUGGUUCGAAAUGUCACCUGUUACGGCUCGACAGGUAUGACUAUCGGUUCGAUUGGACAGUAUCCGGCCUGGCCAGAUUAUGUCGAGAAUAUAACCUUUGAUAGCGUGCGGUGCGUGAACUGUACCGAGGGUGCAUAUAUCAAGACAUGGCAAGGAACGCCGGUCGAUAAUGAUUCGAACGGCGAUUCUGGCGGUGGCGGCGGUGGUCUGGUCAAGAACGUCACUUUCAGUAACUUUGAAAUGGUCAAUACCCACCUGCCCAUCCAGAUCUCCCAAUGCAUCUACAGCGAGUCCAGCGGCGCAUGCAACACGUCCAAACUCCAGAUUGAGGAUGUCUCCUGGGUCAACAUCACAGGCACUUCGGCAUAUAACAUUGUCGCUUCGAUGUAUUGUUCAGAUUUGGUCCCUUGUCCGGGAAUCAAGUUCGAUAAUGUCACCUUCCAAUCGGUGAACCACACGCUUGGAUUGCCAAUGUGGAAUACGACAUUACAGGAUGAGGUUUAUCAAUGUGCCAACAUUAUCAAUCAAAACAGCUCUGGUAUUCCGUGCAAUCGUGUUGCUCCUGACAAUUUCGGGCAGGGGGUUUCAUCAAAUGUACAAUGA
Talaromyces amestolkiae is the source of this 1320-nucleotide messenger RNA. RefSeq lists its product as uncharacterized. NCBI's taxonomy places the organism in Eukaryota, Fungi, Ascomycota, Eurotiomycetes, Eurotiales, Trichocomaceae. Gene Ontology annotation, biological process: carbohydrate metabolic process. The coding region runs from base 1 to 1320 and encodes 439 amino acids. The record is from RefSeq and is a predicted model, not a curated record. The transcript has a single exon. Gene Ontology annotation, molecular function: polygalacturonase activity.